This is a messenger RNA of Sphaerodactylus townsendi, 1534 nucleotides long. RefSeq names its product amino-terminal enhancer of split-like. Gene Ontology annotation, cellular component: transcription regulator complex; nucleus. The coding region runs from base 470 to 1450 and encodes 326 amino acids. The record is from RefSeq and is a predicted model, not a curated record. The transcript has 11 exons. Gene Ontology annotation, biological process: negative regulation of canonical Wnt signaling pathway; regulation of DNA-templated transcription. Lineage: Eukaryota; Metazoa; Chordata; Lepidosauria; Squamata; Sphaerodactylidae. Gene Ontology annotation, molecular function: transcription corepressor activity; protein binding.
CUUAAGGGCUCCAGUUUUGAUAGAUUUUCCCCUCCCUUUGCCAAUAAGCAAUCCUCAUUCCAACCAGGGACUGCUGUUGAAAUCCGUCCAGAUUUUCGGCUGACCUUCUGUUCUUGCUCCCCCCCCCCUUUGAAGAGAUUGUAUAUAUCUAUUUUUUCCCCUUCCCCUGCUGUGUGCUCAAUGGGGGGAAACGGCCCCCCAGACUGCCCGGGAAGGGUUUCCCCCCACCACCUUUUCGCUUGGCAAUUAGAGUAGUGAAUCUUCUGCAAAAAAAACCCCCAAACCCCCGAAUUAAAUAGAUUUUUUUUCUUUCUGUUUUUUUUUUUUAAAAAAAAAAUCCUAUUUCACUGGAGGCUCUUUUGGUUUCCUGUUUUUUUUAAAAAAUAAUUUGGCGGUUGAGCUGACAAAAGGAAAAGGGUUUCUCUGCCCCCCCACCAUCAUUUUUAGGGGUGGGGGGGAAUCCCCCAGGAUGUAUUCUCAAGGACGGCAUGCUACUUCUCUUCAGCCUGGGCAACCCUUCAAAUUUUCCGUUUUAGAAAUCUGUGACCGGAUUAAAGAAGAAUUCCAUUUCCUCCAAGCUCAAUAUCACAGCCUGAAGCUGGAAUGUGAAAAGCUGGCAAGUGAGAAGACGGAGAUGCAGCGGCAUUAUGUGAUGUAUUACGAAAUGUCCUAUGGCUUGAAUAUUGAAAUGCAUAAGCAGGCUGAGAUCGUAAAGCGGCUAAGUGCCAUCUGUGCCCAGAUCAUCCCUUUUCUGACCCAAGAGCAUCAACAGCAGGUCCUGCAGGCCAUGGAGCGGGCCAAGCAAGUGACGAUGGGAGAGCUAAAUAGUAUUAUUGGGCAGCAGCAGCUCCAGCACCUUUCCCAUCAUGCCCCUCCAAUCCCAUUGACUCCUCACCCUUCGGGCUCACAGGCCUCCACCUUGGCUAGCGUCAGCAGCACCUCUGGCUUGCUGGCUCUCUCCGGCAUGCUGGCGGCUCAGUCCCAGCUGACUUCGAAGGACGAAAGAGGGCCUCCGGACCCCGAGAACAACCGAGAACUCCCUUCAAGCCGGAGCAAUUCUGCGUCUCCCCCCGAGAGCCCGCCAGAAGAAGGACAGCUGGACGGUGCAGCGUCGAAGCACAAGCCGGAGGCGAAGGAGGAGGCAGCGCAUUAUGAGAGCGAUGGGGAGCGAAGCGAUUACAACCUGGUCGUUGAUGAGGAUCCUCCUUCGGAGCACGAUAUUCCUGCCUGCGCAUCUGCAGCCAAGCGCCUGCCUGGCCAGAGGGACGUCCCCGACAGCCCAGCCUCUCUGGCAUCCACGCGGAGUGCCACCCCACUGAGAGUGAAGGAUUCUAAUGUAGUAAGCUGGACUUUAGGAUUGGUCUGGAACCUUAAAUGGGUGGCUCACCAGAACAGCGAAACGUGCCCCCCCUCCCGCCCCCCACCCCCAGCCCGGAGAAGGGUUUCUUGAUCCUCCAGCAAGCAGAAAAAUAGGACUUCUAAAUAAAUCAUGGAGGAACCCCCGUCCCCUCCCAAGUGGCCCAGCAUGUUCUUG